UACAUACAUAAAUAUUUUGUGUAACAAAAUGAUACGUGCAAUUAUUUUCUUUGCUAUUUGGGUGUUGGCUGCAAUUUGUCGCGCGGAACAAAAAACCACCACAGAUUGCUCAAAGUUACCUAAAUCAAUUGCCCCUCAAAGUUGCUGCCGCUUUCCGGAACCGUUUCAAAAUCCCAUAUUAGAUGAAUGCUACAAUUUGCAUAAUGACAUAGGACAGUGCUUUGUGGAAUGCCUAUUCAAUAGAUCCGGUAUUUGUCGUCAAGGAAAAUGCAGUUAUCAACGUGCCAUCGACUAUCUCGAUCGCGAGUUUGCGCUACAGCAGUCAGCUUUCAAAGAAAUUUACAAGCGUGCUUUCAAGAAGUGUAUUGCAAAAGCAAAUGAUGUACUCGGAAAUAUGGUAAAACGUUUUAGUCGCCAUGGCUGCCAUCCUUUACCGGAAAUCAUACGAUUUUGUGUGCGCAAUGAAAUGUUUACUUCCUGUCCAAAUGGUUAUUGGAACAAUAGAGUGGCCGGAUGCAGUAAGAAACGAGAUUUUAUACGAAAUUGUAUUAAAGAAAAUUUAUGAAGAAGAAAUUAUGACUAAGUAAAUAUGUAUAUGCAAUCUAAAAAUUUAUGGACAUACAUAAAUAAAAACAGAUUUUAGAA
This is a messenger RNA of Rhagoletis zephyria (snowberry fruit fly), 645 nucleotides long. RefSeq lists its product as uncharacterized. The record is from RefSeq and is a predicted model, not a curated record. Lineage: Eukaryota; Metazoa; Arthropoda; Insecta; Diptera; Tephritidae. Gene Ontology annotation, molecular function: odorant binding.